AUGUCUUCCUCUCUACAUCCUACCGACCUGCCCGCACCGCACCUCCGAAAGCCGCUCGAUAGCCAAACCGGCGCUGGCGGUGAUAUGUCCGUGAUGCUUUUCGUCCAAACCGACUGCCCCGCCAGGUUUGCCCACCUGGACGAACACCGCAUCAAGGGACUUAACGCCGAAGCCAUGGCCCGCGUCUUGCUGCCUCCGCCCGCGUGGCUGCUCACAGCGGAAUAUGCGCCCCUGCGGUCGGGUGCCGACAGUUCCCCAACCUUCGUCUUCUUUAGCCUUAACCUCUCGAUUUACGGUCAGUCGAUUCUUGACACCGACUGGACCGAGCAGUGGUUCUUCAUGAACGGCCGCGUCCACCCUACGCCCUUGCGUGGAGGUCGAACAGCGCGACGGCCUGGAGUCUGA
Messenger RNA from Hirsutella rhossiliensis, 405 nucleotides. RefSeq lists its product as uncharacterized. NCBI's taxonomy places the organism in Eukaryota, Fungi, Ascomycota, Sordariomycetes, Hypocreales, Ophiocordycipitaceae. The record is from RefSeq and is a predicted model, not a curated record. The transcript has a single exon. Bases 1 to 405 code for a protein of 134 amino acids.